AUGGAGGUGCUCAGCUCCAGCCGCCUCGCUAGGGCACUCCUCCCGAACCUCCUCGACCAGGCCUCCAGGCCCCUCAGCAACAGCAAGCCCCCGUGCCGCCGCCCCCGCGGCGCCGUCCAUACCCUAGCCUCCUCCGCCCACGGCCCCGCCGCCGAUGCCGCCGCGCCGUCGUCGUCGCUCGCCCGGCUCCUCGCCGCCGCGCUGCGGGGCGGCCGCGCGGGAGGGGAUCUCCCCGACCUCGCGGCCGCGGCCACGGCCACGGGUGGGGCCGGGAUAGGGACGCUGCUGAUGAGCACCACGGCGGCGGCUGUGACCAAGGCGCGGGAGAGCCCGUACCUGCUGGCGCUGGCGGCCAACCCGACCUUUGUGUCGGGGCUGGUGGCGUGGGCCGUGGCGCAGGCCGCCAAGGCCCUGCUCACCUCCGUCGUCGAGCGGCGGUGGGACCUGCGGAUGCUCUUCAGCUCCGGCGGGAUGCCGUCCUCGCACACCGCGCUGUGCACCGCGCUCACCGCAUCCGUCGCGCUCUGCCAUGGCGUCAGCGACGCGCUCUUCCCCGUUUGUCUCGGUUUUACUCUAAUUGUUAUGUACGAUGCCACGGGCGUCAGGCGCCACGCCGGAAUGCAGGCCGAGGUACUCAAUAAGAUCGUUGAGGACCUGUUUGAAGGCCAUCCGAUUAGUGAAAGAAAACUCAAGGAGUUGUUAGGACAUACUCCAUCACAGGUGACAUUUGUUGAUCUUCCUUUCAUUGGAGGAAGUGAUGUCACCCUCAAGUCCUCAACCGGUGUCGCGAGUAUGCCGUUUGCGGAGGUUACUGACUGA
Miscanthus lutarioriparius is the source of this 819-nucleotide messenger RNA. The record is from the annotation of a GenBank genome assembly. NCBI's taxonomy places the organism in Eukaryota, Viridiplantae, Streptophyta, Magnoliopsida, Poales, Poaceae.